AUGUCCACAAAAUUGUCGCUGCACGAAAUAAUUCCACACAAAACGGAUGUGGGCGCUCUUGCGAAUAGAAUUAACUUGGACACUAGAGCUCUUCACAACAAAAUCGAUAAAUGGGUUACCUUGAGAUUUGCUCUUGCCCUCAGGGACUACAGGAUCUACCGCCAAGGAUUGCAAAGUUUCUACCAUGUCUUCGCCACCGUCGAACGUAAUUUAUAUGAGCAACUUGAUUCCGAUGGAGAGUGGAAGGAUCUUUUGGCAAAGGUUUGGAAGCCGGAGAUGGCUAGAAGAGAGCGCGCGGAGCAGGACUUAUUAUUCUACUAUGAUGAUGAUAAGAAUAAGUUCUUGACACCAAUGAUGCCUGCUCAAAUUGAAUUCGUCAACCACAUUAAUGAAGCUAUCAAGGAGAAACCUUAUAUUCUUUUUGCGUACUUGCAUGUGAUGUACUUGGCUCUCUUCGCAGGCGGAAGGGUCAUGAGAUCAUCUCUCGGACGUGCUACUGGUCUCUUCCCGCAAAAAGAUGGUCUCAAGCAUGAGGAGGUUAUCAAAAUGGGCACCAAUUUUUUUCACUUUGAGGUUCCAGACGAGGAAACCUUCCGUCUUUUAUACAAGCGUGACUAUGAGCUUAUGACUAGGAACAACUUGACUGAGACUCAAAAGCAGGAAAUCAUAGAGGAAUCAAAGUACAUUUUCGAGCAAAACGCUAGAUGCAUGACUGAACUUGAAACCCACAAUAUGGCAAGAAUCAAGAGCAAAUGGGCUUAUAUCCUCGUUAGACAGGGAUACAACGUUGUCUUGAUUUUGUUGGCCCUCUUGGCCAUCUUUUUAAUGAGAAAAGUAUUCACGGGUUUGUUUUAA
This is a messenger RNA of Australozyma saopauloensis, 855 nucleotides long. It is a transcript of the gene HMX1, whose product is annotated as Hmx1p. The record is from RefSeq and is a predicted model, not a curated record. Bases 1 to 855 code for a protein of 284 amino acids. Gene Ontology annotation, biological process: heme oxidation. NCBI's taxonomy places the organism in Eukaryota, Fungi, Ascomycota, Pichiomycetes, Serinales, Metschnikowiaceae. Gene Ontology annotation, molecular function: heme oxygenase (decyclizing) activity. The transcript has a single exon.